Messenger RNA from Sinocyclocheilus grahami, 5439 nucleotides. Its product is annotated as zinc finger MIZ domain-containing protein 2-like. The record is from RefSeq and is a predicted model, not a curated record. Gene Ontology annotation, cellular component: chromatin. Gene Ontology annotation, molecular function: SUMO ligase activity; zinc ion binding. NCBI's taxonomy places the organism in Eukaryota, Metazoa, Chordata, Actinopteri, Cypriniformes, Cyprinidae. The coding region runs from base 633 to 3344 and encodes 903 amino acids. Gene Ontology annotation, biological process: regulation of transcription by RNA polymerase II; protein sumoylation. The transcript is spliced from 19 exons.
CAGCUGGGGAGGGCGAUGAGGGGGUGAGUGACAAAAAGAAAGAGAGCGAGCGAGCGAGAGAGAAAGAAAGAACGAACGCAAGCAAGCAAGAAAGAGAAAAACGGCCUUUCCUUCCGACAGAGCGCCUCCAUCCCCAUGAUCUCAUGAAUAAAUUAUAGCGACUCGUUGUGCAAUAGAGGGAGGAAUGCAGUCGAGCAGACUCGCGCGCGCAGCAGCAGCGACUCUUUGGAUUUACACAAAAAACAUUUCGUUAAAACACACGAAUGCUGGGAGACAGAAAGCUUAGGGCGUUUUAUUCCACAACAUAUGGAUCAUAUAAAUAGAAAUCCGACGCAUUCACAAAUAAUAUGAUCCAGUUUUAACGGACUCGCACGGCUUCCGAUUCCUGAGGUAACCUUAGAUAUCCGAGAAAAGACAGAAACGGCUGCGUUUGUAUCCAGUUCAACCCAGCAGAGCUCGAAAUAGAUCUUCAUCUUUUGUUUUUGAACGUUUCGAGGGGAUUUUCUUCCAAGGAAAGCCGAACACGGAAUCAAAUCCAGCCAACAGAUCAACAACCUCGGGCAGCCGGAGUGGAAGACUGCCUGCUAGGUUGAGGAGAUUCGGGGUGUCCCAUAGACCCCUAGGUUCCUCCGAUGAACCCCAUCAACUCCAUGAAACCUGCCCUGCCUCCAACGCCACACAGUGACGCCUCUUACCCAUAUGAUCCUGUCCCCUGGCAACAAGGCCCAAAUCAGCCUGCCGGCUCCCUCUCUGUGGUAACCACAGUGUGGGGGGUAACCAAUCCUUCACCCAGCCAGGUUUUUGGCGCUCCCAUGGGUCCAGGCGGAAACUCAGCCGGUGGUCACAUGAUGCCUGGCAACAGCCCGGGCAUGAACUCCCCUCAGUUUAUGAGCCAGCAGGGCUACCCCGAGCCCAACAAGGGCUUCAUGCAGCAGGGCAUGUACGGGCGGCCCAGCGGGGGAUACCCGGCCGGGCCUGGAUAUGGGGGCAGUUACCCAAAUAACGGAGGGGGUUCCCUUGGGAUGCCGCCCCAUGGAGUCCGCCCGCCCACUGACUUUACCCAAGCGGCUGCCGCAGCUGCUGUGGCCGCAGCCGCAGCCACAGCGACGGCCACCGCCACAGCAACUGUCGCCGCGAUACAGGAGAAGCAAAACCAGGAGCUGAACUAUGGGCCUAUGGGUGGUGCUUCCUCUUACAACACCCAGUUCCUGUCGCACUCUGGACCCCGUGGCCCACCCGGUAUGGCCCCCUCCGGAAUGGUCAGCUCCAGACCUCCUUCCAUGGUACCCAUGUACCCACAGCAGGGCCAGAGGUUGCCCCAGCAUCCCGUCUACCCAGGAGGCCAGCAGGGUCCUCCGCGCCACCAACAGGGCCUGAAACGCCCCUAUAACUCUGACGGAUUUCCAGGUCAGCAGUACGGUCCCGGGAUGGGAGGCGGGGUCCCGUACCCAGGACAGCCCAUGCAGUACCAUGUCCCAGGGACACAGCGGUCCGCUCCUUCCCCGUCUUACCCAACCCACCGAAUGCCCCUCCAGCAACCCAAUAUGGGCCAGUAUCCUGCAGGACCAGGAAACCCCAACCAGUACUACAAGCAAGCGGACCAGUUUAACGGACAGGGAAACAGCCACAAUAGUGUGUCCUCAGGAGUGACGGGAGCCGGGUACAACACCUUCAACCAGGCCGCCGUCAAUGGGCCCGGACGUGCGAUGCCAGGAUACCCCAGCUCUCCUCUCCCAGGAAACCCCACUCCUCCCAUGACCCCUGGCAGUUCGAUGCCCCCAUAUAUGUCCCCCGGCCAAGACGUCAAGUCGCCCUUCCUCCAUGACGUCAAGCCCAACAUUAACUCUCUGCAGCCCCAUACAGGAAACCCCAGUGAUGACCUACGUCUGACCUUCCCUGUACGGGACGGGGUGGUGUUGGAGCCUUUUAGAUUGGAGCACAACCUGGCUGUCAGCAACCACGUCUUCCAGCUGCGAGACUCCGUGUAUAAGACCCUUAUGAUUAGGCCUGACCUGGAGCUGCAGUUUAAGUGCUAUCACCACGAAGACCGGCAGAUGAACACCAACUGGCCGGCGUCGGUACAGGUGAGCGUCAACGCCACGCCUCUCACCAUCGAGCGCGGGGACAACAAGACUUCCCACAAACCCCUUUACCUGAAGCAAGUGUGCCAGCCGGGACGCAACACCAUCCAAAUAACGGUCACAGCCUGCUGCUGUUCUCAUCUUUUCGUGCUGCAGCUGGUUCACAGGCCGUCUGUGCGCUCCGUGCUUCAGGGUCUGAUGAAGAAGAGGCUCCUGCCAGCGGAGCACUGUGUCACUAAGAUUAAGAGGAACUUCAGUAGCGGUACCAUCCCAGGAACUCCCGGCCUUAACGGCGAGGAUGGUGUGGAACAGACAGCCAUCAAGGUGUCGCUCAAGUGUCCGAUCACCUUCCGACGCAUCCAGCUUCCUGCCAGGGGCCACGACUGCAGACAUAUACAGUGCUUUGACCUGGAAUCAUACCUGCAGCUCAACUGUGAGAGAGGAACUUGGCGUUGUCCUGUGUGCAAUAAAACAGCCCUUCUGGAGGGGCUAGAAGUGGACCAGUACAUGUUGGGCAUUCUGAUCUACAUCCAGAAUUCGGACUACGAGGAGAUCACCAUUGAUCCGGUGUGCAGCUGGAAGCCAGUCCCGGUGAAACCAGAUCUACAUAUUAAAGAGGACCCAGACGGCCCUGCCCUGAAACGCUGUCGCACCUUGAGCCCUAGUCAUAUGAUCUUGCCCAACGUCAUGGAGAUGAUUGCAGCUUUAGGGCCGGCCUCCUCACCCUACCAGUCUAUGCCACAAGGUGGCAGCAGCAGCACGCCUGAUUAUCCCAGCCAAGGUGGCUCAGGAUACUCUAACCAACCAGGCUUCUCAGAUUUCCCCAAUGCCCCUGGCACACCGACCCUGGGGGAGUUUACUUCUGGGCCGCCCCCUCUCUCCUACCAGUCUGACCUGCCAAGUGGCCUCCUUACCCCUGAAAAACCUGUGGGACACCCGAUGUCAGGACAGAUGCCUCACUCUAGUCGCAUGGAGCCUUCCCACAAUCCCCUUCAGCAACAGCAGCAUCAAUCUCUCCAUGUUAACUCCAACAUGGGUGCCCCCGGUGGACCCAUGCACUCCCGCAACUCCUCCCAGAAUCCCCGGAUGCACACAGACAACUUUGUGUUGGGGGGCCCUGGGGGACCCGGCGACGUUUCAGAGCCGGCCCUUGAUCUUCUCCCAGAGCUGACAAACCCAGAUGAGUUGCUGUCCUACUUGGGUCCUCCUGACCUUCCCAACAACAGUAACGAUGAACUGCUCGCUCUGUUUGAGAGCAACUGAGCCCCCCGUCCCGCUCAUUCAUCAGUCACACAUUGCCGUCCAACACACAGCCUCCCUAAACCCUCACACUCCCGACUCAUCGAGGGGAGCUUUGGGAAGCCUAGCAGAUAUCCGAUUACGUCUUUGCACUGUUUCCUCCUGAGACUGGAAUGCAGUGACUCAUGGGAAGGUGCAACGAAGAUCUUUCUUUUUCUUUUUUUCUUCCUCCUGUGACAAUGUUACUGUUCGUCUGCUUCUCUGAACUCUGUCGAGAUUUUAUUGUGAAUUUCAGUUUGAAAGAGUUCCCGCUCUUCUCUCGAAUCAUUUGUAGAAAGAUGCCUCAUCUCACAUCAGACUCGUGUGGUGUAAAUGACAUUGUGUGGGGUGGGUCAUUGUUCGUUUUUUCAUUGCAGCUCCUGUUUUAAAUCUAAAUUAGAUGAGGAAUUCACUUCAGUGCUGAUCUAAAGUACUACACUUCAGAAAUCACACGGGGAAAGCCAAAGUGUCUCUGUUGUAACUUGAGAAAAACAAACGGAUGAACGUAAUUCUCUUAAUAAACAGGCAGACUUAUGUUUUAUUUCUUCCUUUUUUUUGCCCAAAGAUGACCACAAACUAGCUCCAUGUGACGUAUCAUGGUUUUAAACCACAAAUGACUUGAUCUUAAGUGAACUUUACUUGAAGAAGACCUCAAGUGUGUAGCCUUUUUCCUUUUAAACGUGCUAAUAGAGGCAAUCACAAUGUGUCAGACCUUAAACAGUAGCAUUAAAGAAGUGCACUAUUACAUUUUGCACACACACCGAGCCCUUCAAGAGUUACUGUAUUUGCCUUCACACGAAGGAAAUUGAAGGCAAAGAGUCAUUUUUUGUGACACCCACACAAAUACACACACGCACACCUCAAGCCCCACUUGGUGUGUGUUUUGGCACAAACUCAAGACUAAUUUUAUGCCACACCCUGUUCUCUGUUUUCGUUUCUUUCCCCCUCAAUGUUCUUUUUAACAACGGUCUUCCUCCCCUGUGGGUUUAAGGCCACGAGGUCUGGAGUUCUAGCAUUACGGAAAAAGGACUAGAAUCUGUGAUUGUCAUCGGCUCAAAUCACACCCUCACUUGCGGACACAUUUCACUUGCCCUUAAAUAUGCAAGUUUGGGCUCUUAUUUGGUAGAAAUUCUGUUUUCUUCGUCAACAAAAUGUGUGAAGCUUUGAAACCAGACAGAGCACAAGCAGCCCUGUAGCACCUUGUAGACAAGUUGUAAGACAACACAAAUGCACACAAGGACAUUUUUUUGGACAAACACCUUCCCGUAGUGGGAUUUUGCUCUGACAAAUCUGGGUGGGUGGGAGUGUCACAACAGGAAAUGGACUAAUGUUUAUAGCCACACUCGUAAUUGAGGAGGAAAACAUUGGGAUUCAUGUGAAAUAUGUACAGAUAUAGUAUUAUUAUUGUCGCAGAUGUGAACUUUCUCUCAACCCCAUGAUAUGGAAAGAAAAAAAAAGGACAUUUUAAACACUAUGACAAGAGCUCAUGUCAGGCAUUCCCCCCCGUUUUCCAUUCAGUGCUCGCUUUCUCGGCGUGGAGGGGAGAUGAGUCUGCAGUCGAUUCCUGUCUUGUCUGAUUUUAUUAUUUAUCAUUGCUCUUUGGGCACCAUUAGCGAAGUGCAGUUUGUAUAUUAACAAUACAGGGAGUAUCAAGAGUCGUCGGAUAUGCUUUUCUUCUUUAUUUUUUAGUUUGAAGUCAUUUGUGUAUCAUACAAUUUUAUCUUUGAUUAUAUAAUAAUUGUUAUUAUAAUUAUAAAGAUAAUUGAUGGGCCUGUAUGCAUCUCUCUUCCGUGUUAACUAGCAGAGUUUAUGAAUUUGUUAGAAAGAGAAAAAAAAAUGAAUUCACCAUCAAAAUCUGUGACCAUGAUCAUGAAAAACUGAGAAACCAGCAUCACUUGUUGAUCAAACUGUUCAAAAAGAUGUUUGACUGUCAUGUGUUGGUGGAUCACUAAGUUCUAUCAAUUGAAUUAAACAUGUACAAUUGAAAUCGAUUUGUUUUCUAAAGAUGUGAAAUAUUUCCAUUAUGUUUUAUAAGUAAAGACUUAAGCCCCAUUGCGUUUCAUUGGCUUUAUUUGGAGAG